Molecule: messenger RNA, 4071 nt
Organism: Ectocarpus sp. CCAP 1310/34
Lineage: Eukaryota; Phaeophyceae; Ectocarpales; Ectocarpaceae
Source: the annotation of a GenBank genome assembly
GAACACUUACACGCGGGAACCUCCACCCCUCACUUGAAAGGGCGGCGUCUGUGUGCAGUGUACAGUAAUCGUCUAGUGAUUGUGGGUUGGUGGCAGGCACUUGGGUCAGCGGUGGUAGACACGUGCUGGCUCUGUUUGUUCUCUCGGUAAACCCGCCGCUGUUCUCGUCACCUUGGUCACGUUAUCACGUUAUCACGUUUUUGUUGACAAUUUCUUGGUUCGGCACGUGGUACAGUACAUCUACCCGCGCAGGCCACGGCGUGUGUGCGUGUGCACAAGCACCACCGAGAUGUUCCAGAGAGACAUUGACGAGGAGGGGGAGGCCGCGCCGCUGCUGCGAGCAGGUCGUCCUCACGGGAGUAGCGAGCGAAAAGAGAGAGGUUCCUCCAUCCAGAAACCAGCAGCAUGGGAGGCAGGUCAUCAGCAGCACGAGGAUGUUGGUCAAGCCAGGAGGAAACGAGGUCGCGUCGAGCCGGUCGCCACGCUGUCGGGGGCGGGCUCUCGUUCCGUGCUGCUGGCCAUGGUGGCGGCAGUAGGCGCCGCGUUGUUGGUGAUCGGCGUGGGUUUCAUGUCAGCACCUAAUACGAUCGCCGGCGCCUCGCGGCAGCAAAGAGCGGAUACGAGGGCGAGCCUGGCAACAUCACCAGCGGCGGCAGGGGGCAUUGCGUUAGGCGGUGCGGUAGAAGGAGGACAGAACAAUGGCGCCGCCGCUGGUGCUGGUGCUGGUGCUGGCCAGGGCGGUGGCAGCACGACAGCAAGGGGGGGCUGGAGAUCUCAAGCAAAUAGGGCAUCAUCAGGCAUUGCCGUUAACGGCAACGGCGAUGGCAGUCCUGGUUCCGUGAGCACCUCCAAGCCGAACGUGUUCUUUUUCCUUGUGGACGACAUGGGUUUCGGGGACAUGGGUUACCAGUCCACCGACCUGUCCGAGAUCACACCUAACCUCGAUGCGCUUGCCGCGGGCGGGCUUUCCAACUACUACACGAUGACGCUCUGCACUCCGGCGAGAGCUAGCAUCAUGACCGGACGUUACCCCGUGAGGUACGGGCUGCAGUACGCCGUCAUCAUGCCCGGCUCGCCCUGGGGACUACCGACCAGCGAAAAGAUUCUGCCAGAGUUCAUGAACGAGGCGGGAUACGAAUCGCACAUGGUGGGCAAGUGGCACCUGGGGAGCUACAGCGAGGAAUCCCUCCCCAGCAAGCGGGGAUUUAAAACCUUCCUGGGCUACCUUAAUGGCAUCGAUACGUACUACAGCCACAAGAACCCCGAGGCUUCGGUAGACGGACGGCACUUCUUCGACUUCGGUUACGGGAACGCCACCGGGUACUACGACGUUACCCUCCACAACCGUGACAAAAUCGUCGGGGGGGCGUGUACGGACGGAGGGCCGAGAUGGGGAGAUGUCAUGGAGAAUGAGGACCCCGCGGACGUGUGCUUCACGGGAACGUACUCAACUGACGCUUUCGUCGGCCGGGCUAAGCAGAUCGUCAAAAAUAAAACGCCGUUCGACGAAGACCCUCUGUUCAUGUACAUUGCCCACCAAUCCGUUCACUCCCCUACCGGUCCCGCGCCGUACGAGGAGUUUUCACCAGAGGAGCUUGCGUUAUUGGAUGCCGUGAAAGAUGCGACGGAUUCGGAGAAGAGAACCAGAUUUGCGGGGGUCCUGCUGUACCUGGACAAGCGAAUAGGAGAGUUCGUGGACAUGCUGGAGCAGGAGGGCUGGCUCGAGAACUCUGUGAUCGUGGUGUCAAGUGACAACGGCGCUUGCCCCGAUGACGGAGGCUCCAAUUACCCGCUGAGAGGCACCAAGCAGUCUGUAUUCGAAGGUGGCAGCAGGGUACCGGCGUUCGUGUGGUCCAAGAGUCAUCUUCCAUCGCAUGCGUGGGGCACCACGUACGACAACCUUGUGCACUCGACAGACUGGUUACCAACCCUCGCCAACAUUGCUGGGGGAGCGACAUCCGGCAGUGCCGGUGCGUUGGACGGUGUGGAUCAGUGGGAAUGUCUCAAGAGCAACGGCGUCGGAGGGGCUGGGCCGGGGGACACGUCGAAGGCCCCACGCACUGAGCUGCUGUACAACUGGGACUCGUACCUCCUGGCGUCCGUGGAAGAAUUGAAAGAAGACCUGGGAUUAAGUCAAGGAGCUUUCCGGUCGGGGGACUGGAAGCUACUCGUGAACGCAUUUUGCUCGGGUUACUACUCCCACGAUCUCGCGGUCAUCGAGAGUGACCACCUGCUCGACUCCGAAGUCUCUUGCGGAGUCGGGAACAUGGAGUGCCAGGACUGCAUCGACCUAUGCCAGUUGGGCAGCGAAGACUACCCCGUCAGCGACUUGCUGUACAACGUCAAGGAUGACCCCAGAGAGGAGCACGACUUGUACGACCAGUACCCGGAGAUCGCGAAGGAGCUUCGAAAACGCGCCGAAGAAGUGGUGUUCGCUGACUGGGUGGGAUCGAGGUUGAAGCCGGUCAACACAGAUAGUUACCCGGUCUGGGAGGCAAACAACUGGUGGAUGUGUCCGUGGGAAGAAAUGCUGGGGGAGAAAGCGUCCAAGUCUCUGAACGGGCUGAUGUGAAGACUUUUCACGGCAGUGUUGUAAUGCAUACAUCGUAUCCCCGGUUUCUCUUGAAGGGCUUGCGCAGGCAUUUGGUUGAAACGAAUAUUUCGUGGAAAUGUAUGGUGAGAUUUUCAUCUAUUCACUGUAUUCUUGAAAGCACGUAUGCAUGGAGUGCUUUUUGUGCGUAGUUGGUCUGUGACGUCGCGAGGCGAUGCGUCAGCUGGACGGCAUCGGUGUUCGAAGGUACGGAGACCCCAACGGUUUUCGUGUGGAGACGACAAGAACAACGUUCUUGAGUUCGUUGGAACGCUUGUUGUUUUCCACGGAACAUGUUGUCUAUGGUAGUAGACACUCUAAUUUAUUGCCGGGUUCGUUUUUGUUUUUUUGCAAUGUUUCUUAGCAGGCUCUAGCCAAACACCAACUGGCGAGCUGUAGUUCCACGCCAGGUUCGUGAUUUGUGUGAUUUAUGUUGUGCUGCGCACCCUACGAGUGCUGCCGGACGAUGCUUCGGAUGUCUAGCGUCUUGGGGUCAUGGGGCGUGUUGGUUUCAUUACCUUGGCCUUUUUGUCGGGAUGGAAUGACGUGCUGUCGUAGUUAACGUGUGAAUGUCGGUGGCACACACGCGUUGUUCGUGUGAGGUGGAAUGUCUGUUGGUAUUCUGUUGAUGUAUCGCGGCACUUUUUGCAGGAUAUACUGUUACAGGCAUACAGCUGUAUACCCGGGCCGCCUGACUUUUCUUUGGGUUGUUUUUUUGGUCGUGAGCGUGAGAAAUGAAGUACCAUCGUGGAUGCAUACGUACGUGUGAUACGUCUUGUUCCAUAUUGCUUGGCCUUGCAUUGGCUAAAGUUGCUUUUUUUUUGCACGCUUCGAUAUCAUGCUCACUAUAUACAGUAUAAUUCUUUUCCACGGGUGAGGUGCGCGUCGUGGCUGCGUGGACGGUUUUGUGUAUGACUCCUCCAGUUGUUUAGUUCAGAUCACCGAAGAUUUGUGUGCAUUUCCCUUGAGACAACAUGAGCAUCAGGAUAUGCCGCGACACAUCACGCUUGCUUCUGUUCCAAGAUCGUAAAAGUGCAAGAGUGCCUAGAGGGGUGUUCCGCGGUAAAGACGAAUUGUCUCUCCCGCAGCGAGGAAAAACUCGAAUGAAAAACCGUUUUUUGAUACAUGUCUAAAACGACGGUUAAAAGCAUAAAAAAAGAGAAACAAAAAAAAUGUGAUCGGAUCGCCUUGAUUUUUUUUUUUCACCGCGUUGCCGAUUUCGGCGCCUCCAUUUCUCCUCGGCAAUCGAUUCCGCGUGGCCGAUUUAGAGGGGGUAGAGCCACUCAGAAAGUUGAUCAGACAAAAACUCGACGUUGGAACCGAGAAUCCAAAAUCCCAGGAAUUUUGAAAUUGCUCAGCUACUGUCAGCUUUUGAGCAGCUGAAAGUCCAUUGCAAAUCAAAACUGGGACAUUCCAACAAAAUAUUUGUGAUCCCCACCCCAAAAUGACCCUAAUUCGAAGUCAGGAGAGAUUGAAUCAAC